AUGGCAGCAGGCCAACAUCCAAACGCGGCGCAUCUCGCCGGACAAGGUCCAGGAGCUGGUAUAGUUCAGCAGAUGCACCCUGGCGUUUCUGCUCCGGGAGGCCAACAAGUGACACAGGGGGGUCCAGUGAUGGGCGGAAUGCCGCCAGGCACUACCGGUCCUGGCGGACCCGGCCCUAGUGCUCAUGCGUUAUCUCAUCUCGGUCCUACCCAUGGACACCAAAUGUUUCCACCUCAGCAAAUGGGACAAGCCUACCCUGCCAACCCUCAGCUAAUUCAACAACAUCAACAAAUGCUGAGACAACGUCAAAUGAUGAUGCAACAGCACCACCAACAGCAGCAACAGCAACAGCAGCAGCAGCAGCAACAACAACAGCAGCAGCAGCAGCAACAACAACAGCAGCAGCAGCAACAGCAGCAACAACAACAUCAACAGCAGCAGCAGCAGCAGCACAACCCGCAGCAGCAGCAACAACCGCAGCAGCAUAACCAACAGCAACAACAGCCUCCACAACAGCCACAGCAUGGAGGAAUCCCUGCGUCCUUACCCAAUGGAACCCAAGGAUUGAAUGCGGCACAGCUUGCUGUUCAGGCUAAUCCCAAUAUGCGACCCGUUAACUUUCCUAUUCAUCCUCUUCAGCAACAUCUGCAAACCCAAGGACAUCAUGGCCAACCACAUAAUGUGCAACAGCAGCAGCAAUUCCUUGCCCUGCAAUUAGCGGCGCAACAAAAUCAACAGAACCAGCAAAAUGCCCAACAACGAGGCGGACCGCAACCUUCUAUGCACGACGGGCAGAGUGGUACUCCCCAUCCGCAACCAGGGCCCCCCAGCCAAGGGAAUACCCCAUCACAACCGCCCCAACAAUCGAAUCAGCAGCAACCACCAUCAUCCCAAGCGCCUCCGCAGCAGGGGCAACCACCCCAGACACAAUCUCAGCCCCAGCCACAAGGACCAAACUCUCAAAGCCAGCCCCCACAGCAACCUCCGCAAUCACAUCAAAUGACUUCCCACGAAGCGCAACUCAGAGCCCAACAACAGAAUGCCGGAUCGGCAAUGAUGAUGCCCCAAAGGAUUGCCAACCCUGUAAAGAGGUCCAGCAUUCUUCGAUUAUUGACAUUCGCUGAACACCUGAGUGCAUAUUCCAGCCAAAAACCCCAGCCUGGAAUAGAGUAUUGGAGUCGAUUUGUAGAUCAAUUCUUUUCGCCUAGCGGAGCCCUACGUAAGGGCGUUUGGUGCCCGGAGCAAGGGGCCAAACAGUUCGAAAUCUCUACUCCUGCUCUUGCCCGAUACUACCACACCCAGUUUAACAGUGGUAUAAGGCAUAUACAAAUGAUUGUUGAAAAUGUGCAAGAAAAAGAUCUCCCUAACGGCAGCCAAAUUGUUGAGAGUUCUAAGACAUGUUUCAUUUAUUACAUGUCUAACGAUUGUCAACUUGUUGCCAACGGCACCUUGCGAGCUCAAUACGAUAUACAUGGUAAAAUUGACCUACUGGAACUUAUCACUAAGAACCACACAGAGUACAUCCCGCGUACUCGACUUCAACCAGUCUCACCAGACCAGAAGCAGAGUCCCAAGGUUAGCAAAGGGCUGGCCAAGAGAGCACAGCAAAAGCAGGCAGCUUUACGCUCAGUUAUCGCACCUGACUCUAUAGUUACGGAACACGGCGUCCCACCUGCUGUCAUGAAAUUUUUAGAGGUCGCGGAGACAAUCUCUCAAAUGCAGACAUUGUUCCAGUAUUCCAUUCAGCACCCACAUCUAUCUCCAAACGAUGCUCUCCGACAAUUAGUUGCUUCAUUCAACGCUCCUCAGGCUCUUGGAUUUGGUCCAGGCCACCCCGGAAGUCAGCAGCCACCUGGACAACGUACACCAAACCUUAACGGGCCUACCCAGUUUUCCUCACCUGCAGUAGCUCAUCUAGGAUUACCAGGCGCACAAGGCUCUCCUCAUCUCGGAGCAGCGAACCACACACCUAGCCCUGCGCAAAACAGCAUGGCAGGGCCUGUUGCAAUGGUUGCGCAACAAAGCCAGCAGGGAACCAAUACAAGUGGCAGCCAAGGAACUAGCGCUAAUACCAGCCCCAAUGUGAGUAAUAAGCGCCGCCGAAGCGCUAUCAAAACCGAAGAUGAUAAUGCGGGAAUGGCAGAGGUAAACGGCGCAGGGCCCGGUGCAUCCAAGGCACCGAAAGCUAGCCCAAGGGUUGGUGGCAAAAGGCAAAAGGGCUCAAACUGA
Histoplasma capsulatum G186AR is the source of this 2229-nucleotide messenger RNA. RefSeq lists its product as uncharacterized. The transcript is spliced from 5 exons. Gene Ontology annotation, cellular component: nucleus; transcription regulator complex. Gene Ontology annotation, biological process: positive regulation of transcription by RNA polymerase II; negative regulation of transcription by RNA polymerase II. NCBI's taxonomy places the organism in Eukaryota, Fungi, Ascomycota, Eurotiomycetes, Onygenales, Ajellomycetaceae. The coding region runs from base 1 to 2229 and encodes 742 amino acids. The record is from RefSeq and is a predicted model, not a curated record.